This is a messenger RNA of Trichoderma citrinoviride, 435 nucleotides long. RefSeq names its product ribosomal protein S9. Gene Ontology annotation, molecular function: RNA binding; structural constituent of ribosome. Gene Ontology annotation, cellular component: cytosolic small ribosomal subunit; ribosome. The coding region runs from base 1 to 435 and encodes 144 amino acids. Gene Ontology annotation, biological process: translation; maturation of SSU-rRNA from tricistronic rRNA transcript (SSU-rRNA, 5.8S rRNA, LSU-rRNA). NCBI's taxonomy places the organism in Eukaryota, Fungi, Ascomycota, Sordariomycetes, Hypocreales, Hypocreaceae. The transcript is spliced from 3 exons. The record is from RefSeq and is a predicted model, not a curated record.
AUGUCGACGUCAACUCAGAGCGUGCAAUGCUUCGGCAAGAAGAAGACGGCCACUGCCGUCGCCCACUGCAAGGCUGGUCGUGGUCUUAUCAAGGUCAACGGCCGACCUCUGUCUCUGGUCCAGCCUGAGAUCCUGCGCUUCAAGGUCUACGAGCCCCUCCUGGUCGUCGGCCUCGACAAGUUCGCCAACGUCGACAUCCGCGUCCGUGUCACCGGUGGUGGUCACACCUCCCAGAUCUACGCCAUCCGCCAGGCCAUCGCCAAGUCCCUCAUCGCCUACUACCAGAAGUACGUCGACGAGCACUCCAAGAACCUGCUCAAGCAGGCCCUUGUCCAGUUCGACCGCACCCUGCUGGUCGCUGACAACCGCCGCUGCGAGCCCAAGAAGUUCGGUGGUCCCGGCGCCCGCGCCAGGUACCAGAAGUCUUACCGAUAA